Molecule: messenger RNA, 1029 nt
Organism: Lasiodiplodia theobromae
Lineage: Eukaryota; Fungi; Ascomycota; Dothideomycetes; Botryosphaeriales; Botryosphaeriaceae
Product: Alpha beta hydrolase fold protein
Exons: 3
Coding region: 1-1029 (342 amino acids)
Molecular function (GO): hydrolase activity
Source: RefSeq, a predicted model, not a curated record
AUGUACGACACGUACGACGAGGUGUACCAGUUGGGCAUCAGAGAUCCCGAAUUUUCCGAGUACAUCAAGAAAAAUGGGCUCGAGCACAUCACAAACAUCUCACAACUCCCGGGCCUCGAGGCGGGGUCAGCCAAUGACGCAGGUCUCGACCAGGGCCACAUCAUCGACGUGCCCAUGCGCGACGGCUACCUGAACCCGCUGCGGGUCCACAAGCCUCCAACGCCUCCGGCAAACGGGAAGAGCCCUCUCGUCAUCCUCGUCUACGGGGGCGGAUUCAGGAUCGGCGACAACACGCAGAUGUCGCCCUUCGCGCGCAUCGUCAACAGGCUGUACGGCGCCACGGUGGUCAACCUCACCUACCGCCUUGUCCCUGAACAUCGCUGGCCGACAGCGCCGAACGACGUCUGGGACAACCUCCAGUGGAUCGCAGCCAACACCGACAAGCUCGGCGCCGACCCGAGCGCCGGGUUUAUCUUCGGCGGCGGCUCCGCGGGCGCCAACCUGGUCGUCGCCACGGCGCACAAAUGGGUCGAGCAGAAGCUGGAGCCGAAGCUAACGGGGCUGUACGUCAGCAUGCCGGUGCUGUUCGUGGAGGAGAACGUGCCCGCGAAAUACAAGGACCUGUGGUUCGCGUGGGAGCAGAACAAGGACGCCUUCGCUCUCAACACGGCCGGGGUGCAGGGCUUGAUCAAGGAAUACGCGCCCGACACGUCUUCGCCGGACUGGUGUCCUGUGAAUGUCGAGAAUCAUGGCGUUGGGUUCCCGCGGACUUAUCUGACCGUGUGCGGCCAGGAUCCGUUGAGGGAUGAUGGCCUCGUGUAUUGGCGCCUGCUGAGAGACCGUGGGGUGGAGACCAAGCUUGAUGUGGCUCCGGGAGUGCCGCACGCGCAUGUCAUAUUUCAAGGACUCGAGUCGGCUCAGAAGUCGAUUUUCGGGUCUGUUCAUGCGUUUGGUUGGCUCCUGCGGGACGAGAAAACGCCGGCGGAAACUCUCAAGGCUCUGGGCGGAGGAGACUUGAACCAACUCUGA